CACCAGCUGUACUGGGGUGCACACUAACACUUGUCUGUGCUACAAUGUUGCAUCCUCAUUCUUACAUGAUCGUUAUAUUGUUGCAAUAUUACAUAUCAUCGUUCAGGUGUGACCUACAUUGCACAUCUUGCUAACAAGACCGAAGAUCUUAUCUACCACUACUACCUUGAUCUCAUGCAGCAUUACAUUUGAGAGUACGAAAGGAAAAGGCGGGACUUCCAAGAGCUGUGCAGAAAGCGAAAUAUGGCUAAUUUAAGUUACGAUAAACAGCACUCAAACGUCUGGAUUGCUUUGAAAAGACUCGAUCAAAACGAUGAGAGAGUAAUUGCUUUAAGAGAAGUCAAAAUUAGUAGACAUGCAGAGGUGGAAACGGUGAAACAGCUGAUAAUACAUGCUUUUGGACUGACUUCCCAUGUUACCUUGAAGAUACGGAAUAGCAAGGGAUCUUUAAUCCCUCUGAACAGUUCACUACCUGGCAGCACUAAACAAAGGCCUCAUCUUUUAGAAGUCGCAAAGACCUUCCAGCAUGUUACUCCAAAGCCCAGGGUUGUUGCUGUGAUCCAUAAAAGCUUAAAGUCAAGACUCCAGAGUGCUGUGAGGAGGAUUGAGCGCCUUGAAGAACUUCUACCUCAGAUUAAAUUGCAGCAUCUUGAAAAUAUGAACAAGGAUAUUGAUCUGCUGAACCAGAAGCUGAUAUUUCUUCAUAAAAGAAUGAAGAUGGCAGACUCUCAUUGCUGGAAAGGGAAGCUGGUGAGGCCUCCGCUUUGGUAAUGGAAGCCGUAUGGAUCUCCUGCAUAUCUCCUUGGAACAGCGGUGAAUAGAGGCAUGGACUGAUUACGCAACUGAGAUUGAUGAGAAGACUCACUGUUAAAAGUUUAUCUUGUGAUUUUUACAUAUAAUUAUUAAGAUGUAGAAUCAGACCAGUUGUAUUCUGCUUACACUGUCAACAGAAGGCCAUUUGUUUAUUUAUGUAUUGUUAUCUGUAACAGUUUACAUUUUCAUUUGACAAAUACAUUGUAAAUGUUCAA
Molecule: messenger RNA, 1028 nt
Organism: Engraulis encrasicolus (European anchovy)
Lineage: Eukaryota; Metazoa; Chordata; Actinopteri; Clupeiformes; Engraulidae
Exons: 9
Coding region: 244-771 (175 amino acids)
Source: RefSeq, a predicted model, not a curated record